AUGGCCAAAAUAGAGAACGGCCGUCAACCAGUGGACACAAGGAGUAUCCGGACUAUUAGCAGCAGUCACAUAGACGAUGAAAGCUCUUUGGGGUCCGACUCAGAGAUCAACGGCUUCACCAGCGAGAGACAGACUGAUAAAUAUGGAUUUAUUGGUGGGGCACAGCAGUACUCGGAGGCGUCAGCUCAGGAUGUGCCUCCAGAGGUGCUCAGGCAAAGGGAGGUGAAGUGGCUGGACAUGCUCAACCACUGGGACAAGUGGAUGAUCAAGAGAUUUGAUAAGGUGAGGCUGCGGUGCCAGAAAGGAGUCCCUCCUGCCCUCCGAGGCCGUGCAUGGCUCUACCUUUCAGGGGGGAAGGUGAAGAAAGAGCAGAACCAAGGAAAGUUUCAGGAGCUGGAUAGCCAGCCAGGGGACCCCAAAUGGCUUGAUGUGAUUGAGAAAGACCUGCAUCGACAGUUUCCUUUCCAUGAGAUGUUUGUGUCACGGGGAGGACACGGGCAGCAGGACCUGUUUCGUGUUCUCAAGGCCUACACUCUCUACAGGCCAGAGGAGGGAUACUGCCAGGCUCAGGCUCCGAUUGCUGCUGUGUUGCUCAUGCACAUGCCUGCUGAGGAUGCCUUCUGGGGGCUUGUCCAAAUUUGUGAGAAGUAUCUUCCUGGCUACUACAGUCCUGGUCUGGAAGCAAUACAGUUGGAUGGAGAGAUCCUGUUCGCUCUGCUGCGUCGUGUCUCCCCCCUAGCCUUCCGCCAUCUGGAGAAACACAAGAUCGACCCCAUCCUCUACAUGACUGAAUGGUUUAUGUGUGCCUUCUCCAGAACGCUGCCUUGGGCUUCUGUGCUGCGUGUCUGGGACAUGUUCCUCUGUGACGGAGUAAAGAUAAUCUUCCGUGUGGGUUUGGUGCUGCUCAAGUGCAUGCUGGGGACCCGGGAGAAGCUGAAGGCCUGCCAGGGACAGUAUGAGACCAUGGAGCUUCUCAGGGCCAUAGUGCCUCGAUACAUGCAGGAGGGCUACCUUGUCCGAGAGAUUCUGGAGGUGCCAGUGACCGCACGAGACGUGGAAAGAGAGCAUCACACCCAGCUGAAGCGCUGGAAGAAAAACCGCGGAGAGCUGAAUUUCAAACCGCCUCCAAGGAUGCACGGCGCACGGCUCAUCAUGUUGGCCGAGCCGCCUAGGCGCCAGGAUUUGCAGCAGAACCCCACCAUUGUACUAGAGGUGCCUCAGCCCACACCGCAGCUGAAGAAGGGCAAGGAGGAGAAGAAGAGCAUGAAGAAGAAGAGCAUGAAGAAAUCCCAGCCCAUUUUGGAGAUCCCUAACCCUUACCCUCUUCCAAACAACCCUCCACCUCCACCCUCAGAUCCACCUGCCCCACCUCCAGUCAGGGACGAGACACCAGAGACCGUGCCACAAACUGAAACAGACUCACCUCACCAGCAGCAAGCACCUCCUACAGACCUUCCCCCUGCCAAAGAAUCUCCUCUUCAGCGAUCCACACAAAGCCUUAGCAGCACAGAGCAGGAUACAUACCUGUAGCUCCACAGCAGUUUCUGUGUGUAUGUGAAUGUGUAUGUGUGUGUGUGUUUGUGUUUUGUCUUUUUUUGUGUGUGCGUGCGUGCGUUCGUUUUGUCUGUGUGCGCGUGCGCAUGUGUGUGAAGCACCAGCACCCUUUCAGCCAACAACCAGCCGGCUUUGCCAAGGUCUCUGACUGGCCAGCAUCGUUAUUAUUCUAGUGUUGGACUGUUUUGUAGUCAUUUAUUCAUAUUAGACACCAUUUUGCCUGUGAUACUAUAGGUAUACACUAAAGCAUCUUUGCUAAGUGUGAAACUACUUUAAUGCUUAUGUCAUUUCUCCACACGAAGCUGUUGUUACCUCCUGUAUUCAGACCAUAAGUCUUAGUAUCCUGUUUACAAGGGAGACAUGUUACUGAGUUUUUGGGAGCAAAGUCAUUUCUUCAGACAAGUGUGGUUUAAAUGGGAACAAUGAGGUGCCUGAGCUUAUGCAGUUUUUCUAUACAUAUCCACUCAAACUCAACACUAGAGUUCACCUGUUAUACUGAGCAGCAGUGGAUAUAAACCGCUGAAACAAACUAGAUGCUUUUCAGCUUCUCAAGCCACUGUCUUCCAUCAGGGGUUUUGUGCACUAGAGGGCAGCCUUGCAGAGGUUCCAGACAUAAUUCCUGUUACGUUGCCCGUUAGUAAAGCUGAUCACAGCAGGGAUGGGAUUCCUUUAAGGAUUCAAUCAGUUUGGGAGGUAUUUUUCUGAGAUUGAUUUUUUUUUUUUUCUUGUGCGUUUCAUGUUUCAUAUUCUUACGUUUGAACUGAAAAUCAUCUUCCUGGAUCAGUGAAAUUGAGUCAUGCCACAUUGUGUUCAUGCAAGCACUAUUUAUUUUACCGAACAGUUUAAACAUGACAUUUUUGUUUUUGCAUGCCCUGCUAUUGCACAAAUGGUCACAUUUUUUCAGAGUGUUUAAUUGAUGUGGUUUAACUCUGUAUAAACUGUAAUACUCACUGUGCCAGGCACUUCCAGCCACUUUAGAGCAGCAGUAAUUCAUGUUACUUGGGCAGCAGAGAGGAGAACACUGGACAUUCCUCAUUAUAUGACACAUUCCUGCCUUGUAAAAAGCUAAUCAGUCUAAAAGCUGUCUCUUGCCAAAUGCAAAUCUGUGUAAUGUAUGUAUUUGUCCAUUUGGUUCAUGUCACAACUGGGACAGUGAGUGACUGCAAAUCAGCUAAUGGUGCUGACGUUCCCCUUGGCGUAGCUCAAGUAUCCAGUUGGGGGCCAAGCAGAUCUUACUGUGUAGUAUGUUGGCUUUUUUUUUCCUCUUAAUACAUACAUUUUGCUAGAAUUUCCAAAGCAGAUCAAGACUGUUGUUUUGAGACGAUCUUCAGCCGCUACCUGUGACCAGGCUUAUUCCAUUAUUACAGUCAAAGGGAUCAUGAGAUUUCAAGAUUUAUUGGGAUAUUUGUAGCAUUUCUCUGCCUCAUUUCUUUGGGAAAUAUUGACACAAGCAGGGUUUGUGAGGCUUUUUUUUUUUUCUCUCAAAACAUGUUGGACAAUCCUUUUUGUGACGGUCCAAGUUUGUUUUCCAACUUUCAUCACAAUGAUAAAUGGUAAAGGGAGUUUUGACAAGCAUAAACACACGUGUGGGAUGUGUUUGUGUGUAUAAUUAAUAUUUAAAAGAAGUCUCUGCUUAAAAAAAGUGCAUGUGUAGGUCAGUUAUAAAAAAGCAAUGGGGUUUAAAAGAAUAACACAUUUUCAAGCCGUCACUUGCCUGUAUGCAAUAGAUUUUUAGUUGCUUGUGUUACACACCUCACAUUUAUAUUUUAAUUUAAUGCUCUUUGUGUAGAUAUGGUAUGUAAAAUAACAAUUUGUUUUGUAAUGAAAUCUAUUUUUCAAUGUAUAAUGCCAUAUUUUAUUGAGCAAUUACAGAAACGGUCUCGGACGAUAUAUUUUAGAUCAACAUUUGUAACACUAGAACGAAAAUCCUUUUUCAUCUGGAAUUUGGGGCUAACUGUUGCCACUGAAAAUGUUUUUCCUACUCUAAAGACAGAUUGGUAUUUUACCAUUCACAGUAGGGUGAUAAAAGAGAUGUUUGACAACUAUGGGGCAGUGUGCAUCAUCAUGAGUUUAACUUACAA
Messenger RNA from Xiphias gladius (swordfish), 3635 nucleotides. Its product is annotated as TBC1 domain family member 10A-like. The transcript is spliced from 9 exons. The coding region runs from base 1 to 1530 and encodes 509 amino acids. The record is from RefSeq and is a predicted model, not a curated record. NCBI's taxonomy places the organism in Eukaryota, Metazoa, Chordata, Actinopteri, Istiophoriformes, Xiphiidae.